Messenger RNA from Eucalyptus grandis, 1600 nucleotides. RefSeq names its product ankyrin repeat-containing protein BDA1. Gene Ontology annotation, molecular function: protein binding. The record is from RefSeq and is a predicted model, not a curated record. The coding region runs from base 37 to 1149 and encodes 370 amino acids. The transcript has 2 exons. NCBI's taxonomy places the organism in Eukaryota, Viridiplantae, Streptophyta, Magnoliopsida, Myrtales, Myrtaceae.
ACAAGUUUUUUCUCAGUCCUCGAAUCAUUAUAAAGCAUGGACGAGCAGCUGCAGCGAGCGGCCGAAGAUGGGGACAUCGACAAGCUCUAUGCGCGCCUAGCCAGUAAUCCGCACAUUCUCCAGCGAAUAGACGACACGCCGUACGCCAACACCCCUUUGCAUAUGUCUGCGUGUGUAGGUGAAACGCUAUUCGCCAUGGAAAUUGCCACUCUGAGGCCAUCGCUCGCUCGUAAACUCAACCAUCUCGGGCUGAGCCCGAUGCACUUGGCCUUGCAAAACGGUCAGGUUCAGACGGUGAGAGCAUUGAUGACCGUCGACGUGGACUUGAUCAGGGUCAAAGGGAGAGGGAGGGUUACUCCGUUGCAUUACGCGGCUGAGAUUGAGGCGGACGUGCUCUUGGCUGAGUUCCUCUCCGCCUGCCCAUCGUCCAUCGAGGACUUGACGAGCAGGUGCGAGACAGCGGUUCAUGUUGCCGUGAAGAAUGGCAAACUUAACUCGGUCAAGGUAUUGGUUGGAUGGCUGAUGCGAGUCAAGAUGGAAGAGAUACUGAAUUGGAAUGACGAGGAUGGCAAUACCGUCCUGCAUAUUGCUACCCUCACGAAUCAGCCUGAGGUCAUCAAAUUGCUGAUUGGGCGUAUGAAUGUGAACGCAAAGAAUUUUGAAGGCUUGACUGCUCUAGACAUCUUCUAUGAGCGAUUUCAGCAUAAUAACAAGGAAGAAGUGGGAAAAAUCCUGCGCAAUGCCAAUGCAAAACGAGCUUCAAGCCUCUCUGGCGUCACAGGGCUUUCAGAUCACUUGAGUCGGCAACUUACCUUCUCCGAACUGCAGGACAGAUUCUUAAAUGUCCUUGGAAACGGCAGCAACACUAAAUCACCUCGUGACAUGAUCCUCGUGGUGGCUGGUCUGGUUGCGGCUGCCACGUACCAAGCUGUUCUUAGUCCUCCGGGAGGAUAUUGGCAAGACGAUCACUCUCCAAACACCACCACGGCCACUGCAACAGCCACCUCCACUGCAACUGCUGGUAGAGAGGGAAAACCGCAUUCUGCUGGAAAAAUGAUCAUGAGCGGACCCUGUCUGUACCUCUUCUUGGGAUAUAAUACCGCAGCAUUUCUGACCUCUGCAUGCACAAUUCUCGACCUUUUACUUUGACUUCCUUGCACAUUGAUGCUCAGAUUAUCUAUGUCCUUUCUCCUGAUGAACUACUACACUGGACUCAUUAGUAAUUUCCCAUUAGUAAAUCAUGGGGAUGCUUAUCUCUUCUUUAGGCUCCUGGGUUAUAUACUUGUGGUGGCAGGGUGCUGGGUUCCUGUGUAUAUGUUCAGCCGACACAAGAAGCGUCCCCACCACAUAGAUACUCCAAAGAGACGCAUAGGAAACUCUGUUACCGGUUGAGAUUGAGAUGUUUAGUUGACAUUAACAUUGGCUUCUAUAUAUGAAGUCAAUGUAUACUGGGAAUGGAUAAUAUAUGUAAUUAGGUGAGGGAAGCACCCUUUCAGUCAGGGUUCUCUGGGUCAUUUAUUGUAUAUCCUAGAUAUGGCCGCUUGUUCACUCUGAGAUAGAGAGAAUGCACAAUAAGUUAACCAUCAAGGUUAUUUUGGAA